Colletotrichum destructivum is the source of this 1649-nucleotide messenger RNA. Its product is annotated as Putative cytochrome P450. NCBI's taxonomy places the organism in Eukaryota, Fungi, Ascomycota, Sordariomycetes, Glomerellales, Glomerellaceae. The transcript has 5 exons. Gene Ontology annotation, molecular function: iron ion binding; heme binding; oxidoreductase activity, acting on paired donors, with incorporation or reduction of molecular oxygen. The record is from RefSeq and is a predicted model, not a curated record. The coding region runs from base 39 to 1541 and encodes 500 amino acids.
GGAGAUAAUCAAUUCAAUUGUUGAAGCCCAUUAUCAACAUGUCAAGAUUCUUGCAGUACGGUUGUGCUCUGCUCGCGUUUGGUGUCUGCUGGUUAAUCCAGAGGCGCCUAAGCCGACGCCGCUACGACUUGGAUAAGUUGCCGUUUGUCAGGUUUGAAGAAAACGACACACCAGAGAGAUAUGUGGCAGACUCCAAGAGCCUUCUACACAGCGGCUACGUCCAAUACCUCAAACAUGGCGUCCCCUUCCGUAUGAGAAACCCUGUGGAUCCAGAUCACCCACAGGUCAUACUCCCCUUCAAGUAUCUCAAUGAGGUCAAGAUGGCGCCGGAGAGCGUGAUGAGCUUUCAGCGUUUUUCGAGGCAGGCGUUCCUACUGGAUUACAUCAAUGCGCCCAAGCCGACAGCCAUGGCUCCUCACAUAGUCCGAGGAGAUCUCAACAAGCACCUGGGCACCUUGACGGGGCAAAUGGGGGUGCUUGCCAGGCAGUCUAUUUACGAGGGCAUGCCAAAGUGCAAUGACUGGACCCCCUUCCAGCCAUACUUUCUUUUUGCACACACUGUCGCACGCGUGACAUCAAUGGCACUCGCAAGUCCCGAGCUGUCCGCAAAUGAGGAGUGGAGGAACAUCAUGGUAACCUCCACGAUCACUCUGAUGCAGACCGCGCAAGAGGUGCGAAGGAAAUACCCUCGCCAUUGGCGGUGGGUUGUCCCGUGGGUCGAACCAGGCGCCAAGAGGAUCUACCAGAUCCGUAAGAGAUGCGCCGAGCUUCUCGCGCCCAGCUACCAGAACAGAUUAGCCCGGAUGGCCUCUAACGAGAAACCCCUCGUAGACGGCAUUCAGUGGCUAAUGAGCACAGUCCCGGAUGGAAAAAAAGGGCUGCUCGAGAUAGCAGACGAGCAGCUCUUCCUGAGCAUAGCGUCCAUCCAUUCAAGCUCCGCAUCCACGCUGUCCUUUGUCUAUGACCUUAUGGAGAGACCUGAGUUAAUGGACGAGAUCCUGCAGGAGAUCCGUUCGGUUCGCGGUGCGAAGAACGGCUCGUCCGAAUGGACCAAGCGGGACCUGGACCAACUGGUCAAGCUGGACAGCUUCAUGAAGGAGAGCCAACGCUACUACCCUGUUGGUCUCGUGACCGUGCAGCGCUCGAAUCCACGGCCGUACACCUUCUCGGACGGCCUGACGAUCCCGGCGAACACGCAGUGCUGCUUCCUCAACCACGAGCUAAACCACGAUCCUGAUGUGUACGAGGACCCCGAGACCUUUGACGCCUACCGCUUCCUGCGCCUGCGCGAGUCGGGUGACCCGCACAAGCACCACUUCGCGUAUGUGUCGGAGGACUCGAUCAACUUCGGCGCCGGCACGUACUCCUGCCCCGGGCGGCACUUUGCGGGCAACGAGAUCAAGCUCAUACUUUGCGAGCUUCUGUUGGGAUAUGAGAUGAAAUGGCCCGAGGGCGGGAGUCGGCCGCCGACCAUGUAUCGUGACUUCUCGUCCAACCCGGACCCUGGGGUGGACAUUUUGGUCAGAGAGCGGAAGUGCUAGGCAGACAAACCAGGUGCUUCCCGGCGGAAGACAUGUCAGGUAGCCAAUGCGCUAGCUAGGUAGACGGGUUCUGUUGGUACAGGUAGACAGGGUGUUAGGUAGACAGGG